Messenger RNA from Salvia hispanica, 851 nucleotides. RefSeq lists its product as uncharacterized. Lineage: Eukaryota; Viridiplantae; Streptophyta; Magnoliopsida; Lamiales; Lamiaceae. Gene Ontology annotation, cellular component: mitochondrion. The record is from RefSeq and is a predicted model, not a curated record. Gene Ontology annotation, biological process: mitochondrial respiratory chain complex IV assembly.
AUAAAAUUAACCAAACUAACCCCUCUUCACUUUCUUCUUCUUCUUCUUCCAAUACAGGCGAAGGACUCUGAUUCUUCAAAUUUCUUCUCAAUACCGGCUAUUUUGCCUAAUUAACUCUGCAGAAAUGGCGAAGUCCUGCAAAGGUCUGGCUACGGAGCUCGUCAAAUGUCUCAGCGAAUCGGAUUGCAUUAAGGUGGAGAACCGGCCGUACAGAGAGUGUGCUAAAGAGCAAAGCCCUAAUAUUUCGAGCGAGUGUGUGGGGCUGAGAGAAACGUAUUUCAACUGCAAGAGAGGACAGAUUAAAUAUGAAGAUCCACAAAAAAUGAUUAGGUGCUCUAAAAAGAAUUGUAUUCAGGAAAGGAUUAAAAAAAUAUUAAGCAUGAGUGGGAACUAUGCGACAUCACACUUGGGAGAAAGUGAAGGGAGUCUUAAAAGCCUUGUUCUGCUAAGAGGAAUGUUUCAGGGAAGAGGAAACGGAUGCACUUAAAUGAUAGUUGAUAUGAGAGCUCGAAUUCGUGGAAACAAGGGUUAUUAGCUAUAACUGGAUUUCACUUGACCAUGUGAAACCAUAGACAUUGCUGAAGUAGCAGUAGUGGAACUGGAUGCUGAAGCCUAACCAUCAGUGAGUCCUCCCUGCAUUAGCCACUGGAAAACGGGUGAUUGUGUCGAAUUAAUUGGACUGAGAGAGCAAGUUAGGAUUCUUGGUCAAGCCUACUUUUGUUUGCAAUUGAUUGAAUCUAUAUUCUGGGGUUGAGUUUUAUCAUCUUAGUUAAACAUCCAGGUACUGUAACUUCAUAAUUUUGUAUCAGUAUCUUAUUGAACAUCUAAUCAAUUAUUUUGGAGGAAGUCAA